Messenger RNA from Physcomitrium patens, 1731 nucleotides. RefSeq lists its product as uncharacterized. Lineage: Eukaryota; Viridiplantae; Streptophyta; Bryopsida; Funariales; Funariaceae. Gene Ontology annotation, cellular component: cytoplasmic microtubule. Gene Ontology annotation, biological process: microtubule cytoskeleton organization. The record is from RefSeq and is a predicted model, not a curated record. Gene Ontology annotation, molecular function: microtubule binding.
CGCCCCCCUCGCAUCGAUUGUGGCCUUUCUUCUCCUUUUCGCCGUCGAUACUUUUGCUGUUUCUUCUCGAUGCUCUUUCGCAUGAUGUGUGCAUACGUUUGCUAGGGUUGCUCCAGUUGUUGAGUUUGCGUGUUCUUCUCUGCUGCCGUCGGAACGUCUUCGCGCUUCAUCCUCAGCUGCCAUGCUUGAUUAGGUAGCACAGGGUCGUCUCUGCCCGACAUUGCGCUCAGGACGGGGGAGUUUGAGUGCGUUUCUGUAGCAUUGAACGAUGUUAGCCAAGUCGGAUUCUACCAAUGAAAAGGAGAUGGCCACUACCUUGAAGUCAACCCCCGCGCCUUCUGCUGAAUCCUCAGCUGAACCAGUAUUGGCUGAGGUGGAGUAUGUUUUGUCCGAGAAUUUGAAAGACUUGAGUGACGUUGACACUCAACUUGAAACUCUGCUGGAAAGACUCGAUUCAAAAGAUUGGUUAGUGGUCUUAGAGGCUCUUACCAAUGUUCGGCAACUGGCCAUCUUUCACGCGGAGUUGAUGCAGCCUAUAUUAGGUGGAGUUGUACAGCUGGUGACUAAAUCCGUGAAGAAUCCGCGGAGCGCCCUGUGUAAGACGGCAAUUAUGGCGUGUGCAGAUAUUUUCAAGAGCUACCACGAGCACUUGCUUGAUAUUCUGGAUCCUUUGUUGUUGCAACUCCUAUUAAAGGCGUCACAAGACAAACGAUUUGUUUGCGAAGAAGCUGAGAGAACUCUUGAAGUUAUGACCCUUUGGAUUCCUCCUCAACCUAUGUUGCAAAAGUUGCAGCCAUACGUUAAGCACAACAAUCCAAAAAUACGGGCUAAAGCAUCUGUGUGUGUUUACAAUUCGGCGACAAGGCUGGGGGUUGAGGACAUCGACCAAAUUGGACUUGAGUCUUUAUUAAAGAUUGCCGCUGCGCAGUUGAAUGACAGGCUCCCAGAAGCUCGAGAUGCCUCUCGUAAAUUGUUACUUUACUUGCAUGUAAUAUAUUGCAGAAAUUCCCCUGAGAUCACAAUUUCAAACUUUCCAGAAAGUGAAGUUCCAACAUCAAAGCAAGACCAUUGGGAGCAGUAUUGUUUUAAAAGUCUUCCAGCUGCUACUGCCCAAGCUGUUCUAAGAGUUACAUGCGUUGACUCUUAGUCUGAUUGCUCCAUUCUUAAUGGACGGACAUGUCUGUACCUGAGAGCUGCUAGACGGAGAGUGUGGUCCAGGAGCACUAAUCGAGCUGGAAUGAUAUCAUGGAUUAGGUGUGUGAUCCUCGCAGCGUUAUCACAUCCUGCAUGUUGAAGGUGGUUUACAAUACAAGACAAUCAAAUUUGAUGUAAAUGGACGUUACUAUGACCAGAUUCGUGUCUUGAUUGUCGUCCCACUUAGUCUCCCGGGGUAACAGCUGAAGAGUUGCUGACGUGAACCAAGAUGUGGUUGAGACUAUUCUAGAUUAUAAUCAAUGGGUACGAACAGUCGUUACGCUCCCCUUCUGUAGAUGGCUAGUGUGUUGAGCAGCGGCUUCUGGAAAUGUUGGUUGCUACGUAUUAUUUUUUCUAUAUUAGUUUCUGCAUACUGUAACGCAGCUGCUAGUUUUCACACUGUCAAACUUCAAAACAGCUUUGAAGACGUGCAGCUUUAAUUUUUUUUUUGGUCCAUUUUUUUAUAUUGAAGCUUACCUCUGAGAUUGAAAUGUGAUUUUUAUUUAAUCCAGGUUGAUGUUGCUUGGUUACCAGUCA